Cucurbitaria berberidis CBS 394.84 is the source of this 1172-nucleotide messenger RNA. RefSeq lists its product as uncharacterized. Gene Ontology annotation, cellular component: IRE1-TRAF2-ASK1 complex. The transcript has a single exon. Gene Ontology annotation, molecular function: RNA endonuclease activity; ATP binding; protein serine/threonine kinase activity. Bases 1 to 969 code for a protein of 322 amino acids. The record is from RefSeq and is a predicted model, not a curated record. NCBI's taxonomy places the organism in Eukaryota, Fungi, Ascomycota, Dothideomycetes, Pleosporales, Cucurbitariaceae. Gene Ontology annotation, biological process: protein phosphorylation; IRE1-mediated unfolded protein response; intrinsic apoptotic signaling pathway in response to endoplasmic reticulum stress.
AUGUUGAAGUACCUCAGCGAAUUCGGUGGCAAGGCCACUAACGACAGACCAGUCCCCAAGAUGCAGAUCCUAGAUUGGCACAUGAUCUCUAAAGGCGGCAACUCCGAGACAUGGGUUCUCGCCCAUCAAGAUUCGAAGCUACACAUUGCAAUCAAAAAGGGCGGCGUACCAGCCUCAGCAGUCGACCGCCUCGAUCCAUCGACAUGGACAGACACGAAGAUCUGCAAGUCUCCUGAAGUUGUAGAUCCCACAAACUUCUAUCCCGAGUUCAAGCCCGAGUACACUCGAUUCCGUUAUCGCAAAGAUGAGACUGCGGACGAUGUCUUCAAGAAAUAUCAGUCAUUUCUGAGUGUGGGCCCUCGAAGUGGGUUUUCAGCGUACCGUUCCGACCGCGUUGCGCGGAUCACAGCGCGAGAAGUACAGACAUGUGAGCGCCUCCGCGCUCAUCCACACGCUAACGUAGCUGAGUACCGUGGUGUGCAGACUGGACGCAAGCUCAUGUACGAGUACUGCGGUGCCCCGGUUGAAAUCCCCAUGGCCUCAGAGCGCGUGGUAAACCUUGUAUUCAAGCGCUACGACUGCAAUCUCUACGAGGCUGUGAGCCGUCGACAGAACCUAGAUGUGCAGUGCUGCCUCGAGUCUAUUGUUGCAGGUAUCCAGCACUUGCAUAGCCUUGGAAUCGUGCAUGGAGAUAUCAAGCACCAAAACAUCUUUGUCCAGUAUGCUGAUGAGAAGUCUAAUCUUCAGCCCAAGCGCUUCGUUGUAGGAGAUUUCGACAGCGCACAUGUGAAGGGUAGUGUGAUUGGUCUGAAGUUAGGAACAAAGGUUUGGACGCGGCCCAAGGUACCAGGUAAAGAUGUUGCAGAGGAAGAGGAUGACUGGUAUGCGUUUCAGAAGCUGAAGGAGUGGUUAGUUACGGCGACGGAUGCAAGCCAGUUGUUGGGUUACGAAGGACUUGGCAUGAAUUAACUGUCACGACAUGGAUUAGACACCAGAAUCUUGAGGAUGUGGAAAGCUUUCUAAUAUUUGCCAAUCUCUACCAAAGGGCUGUGCAGGAUUUAUGUCGUCACAAAUCUCUCUGCACCCGUAGUACCUUCACAGAUCCAGCGCUAGCCCAACUAGGGCGUAUGCGCUUUUGAAAUCAUUUCUGCUUCAGGAUGUUGCCCGAAGAA